CAUCUGCAUUAUUCACCCUCUCUCACACAAACAUUAUUAUUACCAAUAACAAAUACCAACAACAAACAUCAUCAUAUUCUACCUCUUUUUUUGUAGAAAAAGAAGAAGAAUGAAGGGGAGAUUCUUGGGUUUGUUAAUAGCUUUGCAAGUUGUGAACUUUGUUGUUGCUGUAAUAGCAAGGAACCCUUUUCUUCCAAAUGAUCAUCAUGGCUUUUCACAUCCAGCACAUGAAAAUUCACUGGAGUCUUUAAAAGCAGAUACUACAGAAUCAGAAAAAGGUAUGUUGGGAAUAGAAGAGAGAAAGAAGCAAGUAAGAAAUGAAAGAGGAGGAGUGAGCAAAAUAGGAUCAAGUCCACCAAUAUGUGAGAACAAAUGCUAUGGUUGUGUUCCAUGUGAAGCAAUCCAAGUUCCAAACACAAGCAGCAACAAGAGAAGCCAUUUGGGGAUUCAGUAUACAAAUUAUGAGCCUGAGAGUUGGAAAUGCAAGUGUGGCCCUUCCUUCUACAGCCCUUGAAAUUAAACAUUCUUCAAUAGAGUAGUUAUAGAUGUAUUUAUUUUACAUUAUGUAGGUUGAUUUGAUACUGAGUUCU
This is a messenger RNA of Arachis duranensis, 590 nucleotides long. Its product is annotated as EPIDERMAL PATTERNING FACTOR-like protein 3. The transcript has 3 exons. NCBI's taxonomy places the organism in Eukaryota, Viridiplantae, Streptophyta, Magnoliopsida, Fabales, Fabaceae. Bases 110 to 514 code for a protein of 134 amino acids. The record is from RefSeq and is a predicted model, not a curated record. Gene Ontology annotation, biological process: guard cell differentiation; stomatal complex development.